AGGUCAAGGGCUUAAUAAUAUCACACUUUAGGCCUCUUACUCUCCUCCCAGCACCUAUUUCCCCUAACAGUAGUCCCCCUCACAUGGUCACAAAGGACUUAAUAGUUACAGUGCCCAGGUGUGAUGCAGGAUAGGUGGAGGCUGCCCAAGUCCACUCAGGAGCUGCACUGACAGCAUGAUGAGGAGCAAAAUGAAGCCACUUAGGCUUAAAGCAAGAGUCUCCUGUGAGGCGAGGAACUGGACUGCAGCUGGGAGCUCCUACAGACCAGCAUCCCUCUGCAAUGCCACAAAGGGAGGACACUUAAACACACAGCGCUGGCUUACCACAGCUUAAUCAGAGAGACGGAAAGUCAGUUUGUCUGCUCUGUCUUGGAGGGUUUAAAAGGCCAAUCAAUGUAACAUCAAGCUGUGUAUGAGGACACAGUCUGUGCUUCGAGGACUUUUUCGUACAGGAGACACACACCAUACAUGGUGCAACCAGAGUACCGAAUAUAUGAAAUGAACAAGAGGCUGCAGUCGCGGACGGAGGAUAGUGACAACCUCUGGUGGGAUGCCUUUGCAACUGAAUUUUUUGAAGAUGAUGCAACUUUAACACUUUCAUUUUGUUUGGAAGAUGGACCAAAGCGAUACACAAUUGGAAGAACCCUCAUUCCUCGUUAUUUUAGCACUGUCUUUGAAGGAGGUGUAACAGACCUGUAUUACAUUCUCAAGCACUCAAAAGAGUCAUACCACAACUCAUCCAUCACAGUGGACUGUGAUCAAUGCACCAUGGUCACUCAGCAUGGAAAACCCAUGUUUACCAAGGUAUGCACAGAAGGACGUCUUAUCUUGGAGUUUACUUUUGAUGACCUUAUGAGAAUAAAAACAUGGCACUUUACUAUUAGACAAUACAGAGAAUUAGUCCCACGCAGCAUUCUAGCCAUGCAUGCACAAGACCCUCAGGUGCUGGAGCAGCUGUCCAAAAACAUCACUCGAAUGGGUCUGACAAACUUCACCCUCAACUACCUCAGGUUGUGUGUUAUACUGGAGCCAAUGCAGGAACUGAUGUCAAGACAUAAAACUUACAAUCUAAGUCCUCGAGACUGCUUGAAGACUUGCUUAUUUCAAAAAUGGCAGAGAAUGGUGGCCCCACCAGCAGAACCCACAAGACAACCAACAACCAAACGGAGGAAAAGGAAAAACUCUACCAGCAGCACUUCCAACAGCAGUGCUGGGAACAACGCAAACAGUACCAACAGCAAGAAAAAGUCAGCUGCUGCAAACCUGAGUCUAUCAAGUCAGGUACCUGAUGUGAUGGUGGUAGGAGAACCAACUCUGAUGGGAGGCGAAUUCGGGGAUGAAGACGAAAGGCUUAUCACUAGAUUAGAGAAUACACAGUAUGAUGCAGCAAAUGGCAUGGAUGAUGAAGAAGAUUUCAACAAUUCACCUGCACUGGGAAAUAACAGCCCAUGGAACAGCAAACCUGCUGCUAACCAGGAGACUAAAUCUGAAAACCCCACACCACAAGCUUCCCAAUAGGUCACUCUGCAGCAGUGCCCACUGCAAUGUACCCCAGUGGGUUAUUAAUUACUGUUUCACAGCAUUCUUCAAAAUAAAAUUUAAAAGAAACACCUUUCAAAUGAUACAGUAUCUAUUUCUAAACUAAAGCUAUCCAACUCUUUUCGUUAGGGAAAACUCUUGUAUAAGCUUCCAUAUACAUUCCUUGGAAGUAUUGUCAUACAACUAGAUACUGGCACUGACCUCAAUUAAAAUAAUUGAAAAUUAUACAGCAUCUCAUGGCAAAUUUCUGACAGUGCAUUUUAUUGGAAGGGGUUGUUUUUUUCCUCAUCAAACAAUGGCCAUAUUUUAACAAGUCAUCAGUGCUCAGGAUCUCAUUAACAUAACUAUGUAAAACUUUUUACAAUUGUAAUAUAUUUUCUGCUUUUCAACUUGCACCUGAAAUUUCUUGUUUCAGAAAAAGAUCAGCUUUUAAGGAAAAGUAAAGUAACUUUUGUUCAUUCUUUAACUUUUCUUUCAUCAGUUAAUCAUUUAAAGGAUCCAGCAUUUUUAAUUUACAUUUAGCUGAUGCCAGUAGAUAUUCUAUCCAUCAUUUAAUAAAAAAUACUGAAACAAGAAAUGUCUUUUUUUCAUCAAAGACAUGAGAAAUAUUUUUAUGUGGAAAAAGACACCCAGUCCUAUGAGAGUUUAUGCUUUGUAAAAUUGCUGUCGAUCCAGAUAUUUUAAAGCCAUGUAAUCCAUUAACUUUGUGGGCAGCUUAAUAAAUCUAAAACUUUUGUGUUUUUAUUAUUGUAUCUGAGUUGGCUUUGUUGUUAUUUCUUUUCAUAGUAUAUUUCUUGUAUAAUAUUUUUGUAAAGCCCUCAUUUUCUUUGUUUUACUUUUUCAUUUUGUUUUGUUUUUUAUUCUGGUGUAUUUAUGUGAAACUUUAUAAAAGAAACUAAUUUUUUUUCAUUUACAUAUUAAUAUGUUCAACUCAUCAUGUAAAGACACAGUGAGUCAGUGUGUUAUAUAAUACAACUGUAUUUUAUGUAUGCUUUGCCAAUAAGUGUGCCAAUAAACUGUGUUAACAA
Messenger RNA from Zonotrichia leucophrys gambelii, 2567 nucleotides. It is a transcript of the gene LDB2, whose product is annotated as LIM domain binding 2. Gene Ontology annotation, cellular component: nucleus; transcription regulator complex. Gene Ontology annotation, biological process: negative regulation of transcription by RNA polymerase II; positive regulation of transcription by RNA polymerase II; nervous system development. Gene Ontology annotation, molecular function: LIM domain binding. The transcript is spliced from 10 exons. NCBI's taxonomy places the organism in Eukaryota, Metazoa, Chordata, Aves, Passeriformes, Passerellidae. Bases 469 to 1518 code for a protein of 349 amino acids. The record is from RefSeq and is a predicted model, not a curated record.